CUGUGGUGUUCCUGUAGUGAUCUGUGGUAGUACUGUAAGUGAUCUGUGGUGUUCCUGUAGUGAUCUGUGGUUUUUCUGUAAGUGAUCUGUAAUGCUCUGUGGUGUUUCUGUAGUGAUCUGUGGUGUUUCUUUAGUGAUCUGUGGUGUUUCUGUAGUGAUCUGUGUUGUUUCUGUAAGUGAUCUGUGUUGUUUCUGUAAGUGAUCUGAUGCUCUGUGGUGUUUACGUAGUGAUCUGUGGUGGUUCUGUAAGUCUGUAAUCUGUGAUAUUCCGUUCUGUAGUGAGUCGUUACUGUUUAUUGACGUAAACAAUGGGCAUUGUAAACGCAAACAAACAAAAAACACCCUAUGUAGAUGUAAGAAAUACAUUUCCCACAAGCCCCAGUGAGACGCUGUUAGCCGGCGUGCAGCUCAGUGCUGCAAUCGUAGGAGCUUUUGUUAUGCUACUCUAAGUGCAGGAGCUGUAAUGUCCUCUCGUACAGAAACUCGAAGAAGACAAACUAACACCGACCACGAAAAUGAAGAGCUUUCAUGGGACCAGAGUAGUGUCCGAGCUAAUGCUGGUGUUAGUGGUUAUCCCUACAGCUCCUGUUGUGAUCAUGUGUGUGGAAAUGACCAGCAAGUCAGUACCACUGACUGCCACCUGCAUUUGCCCUGCUGCCCUUACAGACCCCAACACACAAACAAAGGACAUAGUGCACAGACAACUAAUGAAACGUGGGAAGAAGUAUUAUGCAGUAAGACCACUAUAAGUGCUGAAAAUGAGGUGGAGGCACAAAAACUUGCCAAUAAUUACAAGUUCGGAUUUAGAAAGUGGAAAAGCCAUGUGACCGAACGACCUUUUGAGGACAGGUCAGAGAUUGUGAAGGAGCUCUACUCAGAGCUCAACAUCAUUAAACCAAACACAGGCACUUUAAUUACAUGUGGCAAUGUUUUGUAUAUAUUCAUAUUCGGUUGGUGGAUCUCUCUGGUCUACCUUUUCAUUGGUAUCAUGAUGUACAUCACUAUUAUUGGAGCACCUCAUGGUAAACUGUGCUUCAGACUGUCCUGUUACUUUCUGUGGCCAUUUGGAAAAGCAAUACAGAAGGCAAGUUGUCCACUCUCAAACGUUGGUGCGAAACUCCACAGUGAUUUACUAGGUGAAGCGGAUGAGGGGAAGGCAGCCUCUCCCUUACUGAGGCCCUCCACUGUGAUGGAAAACACAGAGGAAUCACCCAGGCCUCCAGAGCAGCACUACUGGAAUCAUCUGAGUGUGUAUGUGUGGGUCCUUCUUGGAUAUCCUCCUCUGGUUGUGGCUCAUGGUGUGUUGUGUGUUCUCUCCUGGCUCUUGGUCUUCACCAUCCCCGUCGCCAAAAUGAGCAUCCGAACCCUGAGCAAUGUCUUGCUAAUUGCCCCUGAGCAUGUCCUCAUAAACAAUGACACUAGGGAAGGUGAAGGUCAAGCCAUUCUGUGCUGCUACCAUGCGGUGAAUAUCUAUUACUACAAGUACAAGGUUGAUGGGAUCAAUGUUUUUGCCGUCAAUCUCCUUCCUUUGGUUGUUGUCUCUCUGGUGAUUGGCUAUGUGGAUCAGGACAACCACUUUGCCAGUGCUGAGGUUAAGUUCACCACUGCAAUAGGUUCACUCAUCCCGUUGUCUUAUUAUAUAGCAAUGGGUAUAGCCAGUAUAUCAGCUCAGAGUAACUUUGCAGUCGGAGCAGUGGUCAAUGCCUCGUUUGGCUCUAUCACCGAGCUUUCCUUUUACAUCACAGCCUUGCUUAGGGGUCAUCACCAGAGCAACAUGUGUCUGCAAGAGAUCGUGAAAGCAGCAUUGACUGGGACGUUGCUCGGGUGUAUUCUGUUCAUCCCAGGGAUCUGUAUGAUCAUCGGAGGGCUCAAACACAGGGAACAGAGGUUUAAUAGCCGUUCAGCCGGAGUCAGUGCGUCUCUACUUUUCAUAUCUGUCGGAGGUGUGUUUGCCCCUACUCUCUUCUCUAAAGCUUAUGGAAAUCUGGUGUGUGAAGGCUGCACUAAUUCCUCAGGGACCAACAGUAGCAAUGGGACGUUCACAUGCAGGAACUGCCAUUACGACCUGAACGGAGACAACUACAGCCUGUUUCCUAGCCAUAUAGCACCCCUGGUGUACACGGUGUCGUUUCUGCUGCCCGUGUCCUACAUCAUCGGCCUUCUGUUCACUCUGAAGACUCAUUCGCACAUCUAUGAUAUUCACGUUGGGGACGGAGGUGCAAGGCAUCUAGACGCAGUGGUGCAUUGGUCUCGCUGGAGAGCUCUGCUGAUCCUGAUCAUAGCCACAGUGCUCAUGUCUGCCUGCGCUGAUCUCAUCACUGAGCACAUCCAGCCCAUACUGAACCACCCAAACAUCUCCCAGUACUUUAUAGGUGUGACAGUUUUGGCUAUGGUUCCUGAAAUACCAGAGAUAGUCACUGGUAUACAGUUUGCACUUCAGAAUAAUAUCAGCUUGAGUUUAGAGGUCGGGAGCUGCAUUGCGGUUCAGGUUUGCAUGAUUCAGAUCCCCAUAUUGGUCCUGUUCAACGCCAUUUACGAUGUUGGCUUUGUGCUCAUCUUCAGUGACCUGCAUCUGUGGGCCAGCAUCUUCAGCGUCAUCCUCGUCAACUACAUCUUCAUGGACGGAAAGUCUGAUUACUUUCAAGGUACGGCUCUCGUGAUCGUCUAUCUCAUCCUCCUCGCUCUCUACUUCUUUGCUCCUUCACCAGCAGGUUGUUAAUAUAAUACGAAGACUCGCCUACUCACGUUUGCUCGUUUCUGUGCAAAAUCAACAUAUUAAAGUGCUUCUGCAGUAAGACAUCAUCACAUGUCUACAUUCUGGAUGGACACUGACUGAUAAAGAAAAUGAAUUACGAUGAAAAAUGACACACCGGUACAAGUAAUCAUUUAUUUGCCUAAAUUAAGUUACUUAGUUAGAUCGUUGUUUCCUAUAUGCAUCAAACUGUGCUGGAUUAAGUGUGCUGAAAGUGUUCUGUAUGAAAAACAGUGAGGAUCUUUGAGUCUCAGAGCUCUCAUUAUGUGUGUGUGUGUGUGUGUGUGUGUGUGUGUGUGUGUGUGUGUGUGUGUGUGAGAGAGAGAGACAGAGACUUUUUAGAAUGGCACCUUUAUUUGACUAUGUGCUAACAGUGCAGCUCAUGGUACAAAGUUUUAUAAAACUGAUUAUUGAUUAAGCAUUUAAUGCUGUUUAAGCAAUACGAUGUUGACCCGUUGUGUGUUUUCUGUCUAAUGGGCAACAAAUGCACAUCUCCAUUUAAAAAAAAAAUAUUUUUUAAAUAUUUUUUUAAUCACAGCCUAAUAUAUUCAACAAGUAAAAAUAACCCACUGAAUCGUUAUCUUUUUAAAUUAAAUAAAAUUCCAUAUAAUAAAUUAAUAUCAACACUGAUGUGUGCUUCGGAGGUGAAUUCAUUUAUAAAAUGUGUUAGCUGUGGUUUUGCAAAUCACCAUUUUGUAAGAGCUAUUCAUUUUUUUCUUAAUUGAUUUUGUAUUAUUAAUCAUCAUUAUUGAUCAUUAAUUGAUUUAUAUGUUUAUUAUAUACCUUUGGACUGAUUACUGUAUACUGUAUGUACCAUGUGCUGUUAUGGGAAAUUGCCAAUAUGCAACACAUUUUAACUCCACAACAUUUUAAUUACAUUUAGUUCAACAACGUGUUAUGUGAAGAUGAUACAGUCAGGUCCAUAAAUAUUCGGACUUGGCAAAGUUAUUGAUUUUUUUUUUGUUCAAUCUACCACAGUAUAUUGGAAUUUAUAUUAAAUAAUGAAUAGGACCAGCAUUCAGCAUUUCUGCUUUAAAUGGAAAGUAUUUACUUUCUAUUCAGGGAAAAAUAAAAAAAAUACAGAAUUUUUAACAAAAGAUUUAACAAUGCAAUUGGAUAGUUGCUCAGCUGUCCCAAGGCCAGGUUGUGUGGUUUAUUGCAAGUAAGCGGAUUAAAGGUCUAGACUGUU
Molecule: messenger RNA, 3941 nt
Organism: Tachysurus fulvidraco (yellow catfish)
Lineage: Eukaryota; Metazoa; Chordata; Actinopteri; Siluriformes; Bagridae
Gene: cax2
Product: cation/H+ exchanger protein 2
Exons: 20
Coding region: 464-2719 (751 amino acids)
Biological process (GO): calcium ion transmembrane transport; intracellular calcium ion homeostasis
Cellular component (GO): membrane; endomembrane system
Molecular function (GO): calcium:proton antiporter activity
Source: RefSeq, a predicted model, not a curated record